AUGACGAGCCGCAACUCGAUGCCGACUCCGCCAACCGGCCGUCCUGCGGCGGAGACGACUCCUUCGCCAGAGCUCGGCGACCAAACUCGCUCUCCGAGCUCACCCUCGUCGCGCGACGCUGCCAACGACAGCAUCCCCACCCUAUCAGACGCGACCUCGCCCAAACGCCCGCGUGCCGAUACGCUCGAGUCGUCGGCGGAUCCAGCCCCGUCGCGGCCUGGUCCCUCCAAAGGAACCAAAGGCAAGGCAAAGUACAUACCGAAUCGUGUCAAACGCUACCACGAGAGGUCCUUGGCCGGUUGCCUCACAUGUCGCAAAAGGCGCGUCAAGUGCGACGAGGCCAAACCAGUCUGCCGCAGAUGUGCUUGCGGUGAUCGCGAUUGCGUCUAUGCGGAGCCUUCCGCUCCUUCCGCAUUGACAGACUACCCAGAGUCAGCACAGUCCGCUCCGACAGCACCCACGCCGAGCACCAGCUCGCAGCCCCUACCGGGAAUCCAUGUCUCCUCGCUCAUUCACCCUGAUCAGCCGGCUCUACUUCCGCCACUUCACUCGACAUUCACCUUCGGGACGCCAGAUGCAUCCCAUUCGUCCCCAUCCGACGGGGCCAGUCGCGUCUUCUGGUCACACCAACCAAAGGCAUCCCCACUGUCUACCUCUCCCCAGUCAGCCCUCGACGAAAGAGACACAAAUGCUCAUCAUCACCAAGCAAACAGCCUGGAUCGCGCAUCUGCCACCGCCCAUCACGACCGAUACCGCACGAAGUGGAACAGUGCGUAUUCUCAGCCGGAGGCUUCCUCGCGGCCAGACACACUACGUCAGCCCAGCGCCGAUUACGAUCAUCAUCGUCCGCUGCCCCACUCGCAUGUCUACUCGACACCCUAUGCCUCCUCGCCCAUCGACAUCGCCAAGGUAAGACUGCCAGAGCUGCCGGCCGGGCUCGGCUUCGACAACCUCGAUGCCUACUUUCCUACUUAUGAGCAGCAGUGCCUCUUCCGCCACUACAUCCUCGAGGUGGCGCCGCAGCUCUGUGUUAUCCGGAUCCCGCUCUCGGACAACCGCUGGAUCCUGUACCAUGCCACAUUUGCAGUCCGACAUCCGGCCGGCGAGAAUGGUUACGAGGAUGCCCUUCGCUCAGCACUCUUGAGCAUGGCAAGUCUCGACAUUGGUCACAAGCUGUCGCAAACGCCCAUACCCGACUCCUUCCCGGCCGAGGCUGCGCGGCCAGACGAUCCGUCGCCCCGCUCGGAUCAUCCUGCCAGCAUCAGCACUCGAAGCAUGUCCGGGUUGUCACCGCAUGGCACCACCCCGCACUUCGGUGCGCCAAACAUGCGUUCCGACCUGACUCCAGGCUUGGGUGGCGUUGUAGACUCGUUUGGAACCGCAAACAUCGUAUCCAACGUCUUGCUGGAGCUCAGCAAUCUGAGGCGAGAGGAAUGUCUUCGUUUGCUGCGAACCACUCUCAAGGAGAGGCGCGCCCCCCUCGACCGCGGCAACGCUGCUAUCAUGCUGGCCACUGUCCUCGGUCUUGCCACACGCGAUCGGCUCGCUGCGCAACAGGACUGGCAGGACGCGCUGCACAUUGCCUCGCGCGCCAUCGCCGAGCUCGGCGGACCCGCCGCCUUCGUGGACCAAUCCGAUCCGUCGAGCCUUUUUCUCAUCGAGCAGAUUGCCUGCUUUGACGCACUCAGCUCGCUCACCUCGGACGACUAUACCCUCUUCCUGCAACCGUGGGAUGACUGGUGGUACGCGCUCAUGGACUCUCCGCGCAGCAUCAAAGAGGACAGCGUGCUCCAAACUUUUGGUCUCCAUCGUGGCAUGAUCGACAUGCUCGCUAGGAUGACGCGCGUCGAGGCCACGCGAAGAGAACUGCAGGAACGCACCAGCGUCACCAUCAUUCUGUCAGAGGCGGUCGGCGCCGGUUCACCUCCCACGCUGCCACCAGAGUACGAGGAGACGCGCCUUUGGCUUGAGUCGACGGCACGCGCCCUGGUGGCGGAGAUCCCCAUCUGGGCAAAGAUGCCCUUCCCAGCGGAAGCGUCACGGACGCUGCAGGCGCUUCUCCCGGUGAUCAUGAACCACCUCUACGUCGCCACAGCCGAGCUCUACAUCCACUCGGUCAUCUUUUCGAAGCCUGCCGACCAUCCAUGCUUUGCCGAGCCUACAGCCGUGGUACUCAACCGCACCGAGGAGGCCAUCCAGGCUGGCAUAACCAAAGGUUUGGUUCUGCCGCUCUCGUUUGCCGCAUUCUCGGCGCGCGGCCACGACCGCGAUCGCAUCCGGGCCAUGCUCAACGAGCUUCGGCCCUACUACAAGUUCGACCUCGAGCGCAUGGAGAAGCUCAACGAGCAUCUUUGGAGUCUGGUUGACAGCGGCCUCACACCCACGGACUGGGGCCUCUUCCUCAAGACGUGCAAUUCCGCCAACCGCAGUCGAUUCGUCCUUGGUCGAUUCGGAGAGGCGCCGCUGAUCAGCCGGCGUCCAACAUCUGCAGGUCUGCGCAUCGGGAGCGCACGUCGGCAAGGCUACAAGUGUACGCACAAGAUGAAGCCCUUGAUAAAGUCAGGUGCCGGCUUGCGGCGCGGGAGCAUGACAUGGGUCUUGCUACUCUCCGUGUUGGUGGCUCUGUGGACGGCAGCGCUGGUAGCCGCGGCGAAGGACUACUACAAGGUGCUCGGUGUGGACAAGACGGCGUCGGACCGGGACAUCAAGCGUGCCUAUCGUAAGCGCGCACAAAAGAUCCACCCAGACAAACAUCCCGACAAGCAUGCCGAGUUUCUCGAGCUGAGCGACGCGUACCAGACGCUCAGCGACGCCGAGAUGCGCAAGAUCUACGACCGAUACGGCGUGGAUGGGGUCAAGAAGCACCAAGCGCGCAAGGACAACCCCCAGGCGCACGCACAGGACCCUUUCGACAUCUUUUCGCGCUUCUUUGGCGGAGGUGGUGGUGGUGGAGGAGUCCGCAAGGGUCCGAACAAGGCAUUCAACGUGGACGUCGACAUCGAAGACUUUUACCGCGGCAAGACGUUUACGCUAGAGUACCAGAGGAAUGUGGUAUGCUCGCACUGCGACGGAAGUGGAGCCGAGUCGCCGGGCGACAUCCACACGUGCGAAGCGUGCGACGGGCGUGGCGUACGCAUCGUUCGGCAGCAGAUCAUGCCCGGAUUUAUUACUAACGCCCAGAUGACGUGCGACCGGUGCGGAGGUGCGGGAUCAGUGAUCGCGCACAAGUGCUCCAAGUGUGAUGGUCAGAAGAUCGUGCAGGAGGCUGCAUCGAUCGAGGUGGAGCUGGAGCGCGGAGCCGAAAACGGCGUGGAAGUGGUGAUCGAGGGAGAGGCAGACGAGGGGCCCGACUACGAAGCCGGCGACGUGAUCGUCAAGAUCAGUUCCAGACGCUCGAAAGGACAGUUCCGACGAGGAGGCACUUCGCUCUACAAGACGCUACCCAUCUCGCUGUCGGAUGCUCUGCUAGGCUUCGAACGCAACCUCACGCACAUGGACGGCCGCACGGUGACGGUGAAGCGAGACGGCGUUACACAAACCGGCUUUGUGUCGGUGGUGGACACCGAGGGCAUGCCUGUGCAAGGCACCUCUCUGUCCGAGGCAUCAGAUGACGAGAUGCGCGCGGGUCGCGACAUGCUGUUUGGCAAGCUCUACAUCGAGUGGCAGCUGGUUCUGCCCGAGACCGUGGACCCGGCUCUUCGAAAGGGUGAGCAUAAUGAUGUUAUUUCGGCGAUGACCAUCUCCCAACUUGCUGACGCUCCUAUCCGAUCCACUUUUUCUUCCCCAGCCCUCGAAGCGGCGUCUGGUCGCACUGGCGCAGCGUCCGGAUCUGCAUCAGACGCUCCUGCGCAUGCGGAGCUCUGA
Messenger RNA from Moesziomyces aphidis, 3864 nucleotides. The record is from the annotation of a GenBank genome assembly. NCBI's taxonomy places the organism in Eukaryota, Fungi, Basidiomycota, Ustilaginomycetes, Ustilaginales, Ustilaginaceae.